AUGAUUGACGAUCUAAUUUCUAAUUAUGAUAUGAAGAGUACGAUAUUCCAAAAGACAAAAUUAGAAGACUAAUCAGCAUGGAUAAUAUGCAAGAUCCCUAAUUAGGAUGAUUUCAAUUCCCUGCGGCGAUUGUUGCAUCAACCUCUUGCUACGUCUUAUUUUCAUUAACUUUCCCUCAUCUCCGAAUGUUUCAUGUCAUCGAAAUGUCAUGUUCGUUUCAUUGGUAAUCAAGUUACUUCUCAGUUAUCAGUCGACGAUUCCUCUCGGAUCAAUUAAAGCCAGUCAAAUUUUAUUGGCAUGGGGAUGACCUAACUGGAGAAACGAGUCUCAACACGCAGUGUUCAUGAGAUCUUUCACUUUCACUCAUUAAGGGAAAAGUGGCGCCGUCUUGAGAAUUUUGCAAGUUAUGGGGGCGGGAUCGGGAGGGAUGGGAGCAAGCCGAAAAAAAAGUGAUCAACCACGAAACCGGCGGAUCUUCCCCAUCUCCAGUGGAUGCAAAUCAUCGCGGUUAACAAUCGUUUUGGGGGUGUUUACUUCCUCUCGCUUAUCAACAGUAAACUUUCCGGGUUUCAACACUGUUUUCAACAAAUUCUCCUAAUUAUUUUGGCAAUUUCCACUCUAACUCAAACCGUAUCCACCUCUUGUAUAAACAGUCAAUAUCCUGUAUCCUUUCCCAGACAUGAUUGAGCACUGUCAAUCUCCGUUGAAAUUUAUCGUUUCCCGUUGAAAUCUUAAUAAAAAUAGCAAAAACAAUGGCUCUCCGCGGGAGAAUAAAUCCAGUUCGGGUUUCCGGCUUACGUUACAAAAUUUCACAUUGAAGUUUUCGAACUAAUUUUACAAAAGGGUGCGCAAUUUUCCGCGAGCCGCAAAUUUUAGUAUUUCAUAAACGAUUCCCAUUAAUAAUAUGCCCCAAUAUUCGGGUUCGCCUUUCUAUUCAUGGUGAAGGUAAAUGUUUUACUUAUUACUUUACAAAAUGGUAGAGCUAUCUUUCCUGCUGGAAAACCGGUUUAUGGCCUUAUCCUAGCUCUGCAUUAGACUAAUCACACUACGUUUUCACCUCGUAUUUUACAGUAAAACAUUAAUUUUUAUGCAUCACCUUUCAUCACUACUGGUUUUUACGGACUCAAUGAUUACAAUUAGUGAUAAAAAACCGUUUCAGAUGAUAAUACGAAGCCGUUGGAUCCUCAUAUUUCAAUUGAUCUCGAUUAUCAGGGGCAAGUUCAAGUUUGUUUUUUGACCGGUUUUGCGCGGGAUGCUCCUCCGAUGACCGAACACGCAUCCAAGGAUGUAAUCAUCAUCCAUUCAAGCGCGUUAUCAUCUUCCUUCUCGGGGCGAGAGGAGCUUUAUCAAACCAGCUUUAUGACGGGAUUACGAAGAGAAAAAAACAAAACUUUUUUCUCGCAAAGAACUUUGGAACAUCGGAAACAAACCACACCGAGAUCUGACAAAGUUGCUUUUUAGGGGAGACUGUAGUCGAUUCGGACGAUCAUGCAGAAGAGGGAGCCUAUCGGAUAACAGAAGAGGGGACAACAGGGGAAGUUCAGAGAGGACAAAACAUCCUCUUCUUGAAAAGUUUGCGACAUCUCAAGGUCCGAGCUCAUGGAACGUCAACUUUCUCGGAUGAAAGGUUAUCGGUCGAUUUCUUGAAACACCCAUUGCCCCCAACAGAUGGUCAUGUAAGACACAAAUUCACGUGAAACAAAAGUGUUAAUCCGCAAUCUCAAAAAAAAAACAUUUUCAGGAACUCCACGAAAGUUAUCGUCGUCCCUUAGACAGACUGACCGAUAACCAACUUAGAACUCUAAUUGGCCGAUAUCAUCAAGGCAAGGUGGAUACGGAAACCGUAAGCAGAUUACGAGAUUAUAACUUCAUUUUUAGUUGAGCCGUGAGGAAAUGAUCAAAACGUUGGAGGGUGUAAUCGACCGGCACAAUCAAAGAUUACUCAAGCCCAAACUCCUGACCAAUGUGAAUGUUCUGAUCCCAUCCGAGUUGACAAUCAACAAAGAUCCCGUGGUCAGUGAGAGACAACAAUCAAGGACGACCUUGGGUCCAAUGAGAACUACUGGGGUUCCGGUAUUAGUAGACAGUGAAGAUGACGAACUAGCCGCUGACAAUUUGGUAUGAACAAUUCCAAUUUGACACUGUUCAUUUUAGGAACGGAUUCGAACAGUUGCUACGAAACAACAAGAAACUAGCACACCACUUCCUGCACUAGCACCCGCGGAAGAUUACAUUGACCCUAAGGUUGCUGCGAAUUUGGAUGACGCUCAAGAUAUCAGUAUCAUUGGUUCUGAAGAAAAAACCAGAACGACUAUGGUGACUGAAGAAUACACGGAGGCGCCAACAACUGCUGCAACGACUACAGAGAGUGCAACAACUGAGAUCACAACCGCAGAAAGCACCACGCAGGAGAAUACGACGCCAGAGAGUGUUGCAACUACAGAAAAAACUUCAUCCACUCCAAAACCCGCUUUCACGAUGUUGAUUCGACGUCAUAAGACAGUUCCGGAAGAGAAAAAGAUCGAGUUAGAUCAUGUUGGCAACUUCGCCGUUCAUGACAACAUCAAUAUGAGAUCAAAGAACAACAGAUUACACUCUCAAUUCAUUGAGGACCUCGGGGAAAAGUUGAAACAAAUGAAAUCGAAAUACGAAUCAAUGAAGAGUGAGUUCAUGAGGAGAUUACGUAGGAUAAAUGAGAGACAUAUGAGUACGAUUGAGAAGCCGGAUAGAGAAGAGCUACCGCCAGUUCGAAGCGUGGCCGCCGCUGCACCCACCAUCAUCGCCACUGGUAGUAAAAUAUUGGAUGAGAAUCAUAGCGACACUGAGCAUGGAAGGACCUUGCUUUCUGAUGCCAGAAACGCACAAUACGAUCAAUAUGCACAGCCUCCAAGGGAGAUUGAAGAGGAACUUCACAGAGGAUACAAUCCAUUAAAAGUUGUGCCAUUUGAGCGAGAACAAUCAGACGAGAACAAACACGAUCACGGUGGAGAAGAACAUGGAACUGAGGAUGAGAAGGAGGUUCAUCGAAAAAAUAUUAAAGAAUUCUUCGAAUCCGAAUCAAAUUCAUCUUCAAAUGAGAAAAAGCCUGAGGGUCAAAUACAAGUGUCACCAGCUGCGGAGACAACCGAAGGCCCGUACAAAGGAUCCACCCACAGUGGAGCCAAAACAACCCUCUUUAAGAUCGAAGAAGAGAUAAAAUCAGUGGUGGAUGAGAUAGAUCAAGCCAAGCAGCCGCGAAAACCAAAACAUUACGUUAAUACUGGAAGUUCGAAUCGAGCCCAAAUGGAAUCGACGACCCUAAUGAAUGAAGUAAACUUCCCCACACACAUCAACAUGAACAAACCUGGUAUAAAGAUUGAUCAUGAGUUUCACGGCGUCAAAGUUCCCGCCAAGCCAUCUGAAACCGGUGCGUUGCGAGAUUCCGAUGGGCCAGCUGAUGGUUACAAUCGGCCGUUCAAGUAUCCACAACAAGGAAUCAGAGGCUAUCGGGGACAAAACGAAAAGGUCAAGAGGAUUUUCAGUACUGCUUACUCUAGCGUCAACAGUGGGAAUACGGGCUUGUUCAAGAAGAAGCACGAAAGUAUUGCCAAGCAUACUAAACCGGCCCGCGGAGGCCUGAUCGACUCCGAUAACUCUGAACCCGAGCAUCUUCCACGUGCUCAAGAUGUUCCCAGCAUUCCACGGGCCCCUGAAGAGCCAGCUCCAUCAGUGAUGGAGGCCCUCAAAACCUUCGAAAGUGAGCUUACUUCCCAGGACAUAUGGGUGGAGGCCAACAAAAAGUCCUCGGUGGAGACUAAUGGGGAAGUCAGUGCCAUCGAGCUGGUCCAACAAUUGCAGAAGGAGCAUGUGGAGCAACACAAAAUGUAAGAAUACGUAUUCGCUUCCCACUUAUCUACUAUUUCCAAAGAAUAGUAAGGGGGGGGGGUUGUAAAGGUCGACAUCUUCGCACUUUUAUAUCAACCAACGGUUAUCAGUUCGAAUUCGAACAAUCAGGUGUCCGCAACGUUCUAUGAUUCCUAUUUUAGACAGCCCAAAUGGCAUCAUCACACUCAGCCAGUAAUGCACACAGAUCGGAAUGAACCGUUCAAUGAGGGUGAGUAAAAUAACCAAAAUUAUAGUCAAAAGGGAAAAUGUUUUUCGCAUAGAAAUAAAAACGCUUUUUCUUAGAAAACUUAUUUUUAGAAAAAAUGAUUUUUUUCAUAGAAAAAAACAUUUUUAUUUUAGAAAAGAAUGGUUUUUCCUUAGAAAGUGCAAUUUUAAGUAAAUUUGUGUAUAAUAAUAACAAAAAUUGAUUUUAAACAGUAACAAGUAGUGAAUUUUGUUAAGUAGUAGGGCAAAAUAGUAAGAAUAGUAACUUUUUGAGUGAAUAUUGGGGAAUGGGGUAUUCGAUUGUGCUGAUUUCGAAAACAUAGUUCGUUUUUUGCGAUUUUGACUUUUUUCUUAAGUAGUACUGUAAGUUAGUAGCAAUUUUGAAUUUUUUAUUAAUUGUUGAAUUGUUUAAUUGAAUAUUCUCUCUGGUUCGUCGGAAUUUGUCUGAAGAUAUAUAAGGGUUAACCCAGGUACGAGCAAGAAAUCGAUUUCAAUCGACGUUGAGGCAUCAACAAUACAAAUUGCUACUAACUUACAGUACUACUUAAGAAAAAGUCAAAAUCACAAAAAACGAACUAUGUUUUCGGAAUCAGCACCAUCGAAUACCCCAGUCCCCAAUAUUCACUCAAAAAGUUACUACUCUUACUAUUUUACCCCACUACUCAACAAAAUUUACUACUAGUUACUGUUUAAAAUCAGUUUUUUUUAUUAUUAUACACAAAUUUACUAAAAAUUGCACUUUCUAAGGAAUAACCAUUCUUUUCUAAAAUAAAAAUGUUUUUUUCUAUGAAAAAAAUCAUUUUUUCUAAAAAUAAGUUUUCUAAGAAAAAGCAUUUUUAUUUCUAUGUAAAAAACAUAGACCCUAGUCAAAAUACCCCUUUAAUUCGCCCAACUGAACCUAAAGUUGUGGAAAAACUUCACCGUUUUUCUAAAUGCACCAAAUAAACUUAUCAUUUUCGAAAAACAAUAUAUCAAAGGCAUUUACUGAUAUCAGAAAUGACGUCCUUCGACCAAGCGAGGUCAAAAAAUCUUUGCAUAAUUUUACUAAUACUACAAUAAUUUCAGCGGACGAUCGGCUAAAACAAUGUAACAAAGUGGCUUGUAACUUCGAGUCAGGUAAGGAUUGUGUCUUUUACACCUCUUAACAUGCUAUAAAAAGGUACCAAGUUUUAAUUUUGCCUGUUUUAGAAGACCUUUGCAAUUGGGAGAGUUCCGUGGAUACCGUAAACCCCGGAAGCCACAACUACAGAUACCUUUUGCGUCGCCGAGCUCAUCGACAAGCCGAUUACGUGAUGAGAGGAUGGCAAAACUGGAGGGGAAGAUACCGAAACAGUGUUACUGGCAUUGCACGGGGCGACAACUUCAACGAGAGGAAUCAGCAUUUCGCUGCUUCAUAUGUUAAGCCCUUCCAAAGAUCAACGUUGUCGGCAAGGAUCAACGCAACAAAGGUGGAAACAAUUGAAUUCCAGGCUUGGGAAGCGGCUAGGAAUAUUCAAUUGAGAGUUUGUUGUGAUACAACCGAGAACUGUGUGUUCGAGACCGAGAUUGGAGUUAAACGAGGGAGCAGGAGAUGGAAGCUACACUAUGCCAGCUGUCCAGUAGGAACUCAGAAGGUAAGUUGAUAUAAAUCAUGUACAAUAUAUUUAAAAAACGAAUAUUAUACUUCUAAAACGGCCAAAAGUCCCGUCUAAGUGAUAAUACAAAAUCAAAAAAAAAACUGAAAGCCGUAUCUUAUCAUAAACAAACCAUCCAAAAUUAUAGUGAAUAUCACUCCUAACUUACAGUAAAAUAAUCUCUUCAGGUUCUCUUCGAAUGUAUCAAUCACGGCAUAUUCCAAGGUGCUUGUGGUGUAGACAAUAUCCGCCUGUUGGAUUCGGCUUGCCCUUCCGUCCAAUCAGCCCGCACAAUAAUCGAUAGCGAUGGUCUGGCAAGACACUAA
This is a messenger RNA of Bursaphelenchus xylophilus (pine wood nematode), 6028 nucleotides long. The record is from the annotation of a GenBank genome assembly. Lineage: Eukaryota; Metazoa; Nematoda; Chromadorea; Rhabditida; Aphelenchoididae.